UUGGAAUCCAACGUUAGGGGUAAAACCGUCCAUCAUAAAAUUGUCUUUCUCCCAACUCUCAAGGCAUUUUUCUAACCUUCCACGCUGAAGAACAAUCUCUUAGAAACAGAGAGAUUUCUGGCUUUUUCGAGUACACCCCGUAAGUGAAAAUCCUUCCCUUCUCCCUUUAAUGGGGUUUUGGGUUUGCUCUGUUUUUUGUUUUGGUUUGUGGGUUUAUUGAAUCUGCGGCAGUUUCCGAUGCCGGAAAAGGGGUCGCUGCCGGCAACGUCGAAUCCAUGGCUUUUCAGGCCGUCGCAUCUGGUUCAUUCCCGAUUUGGGCUUCUAACGGUGAUGGUUCUUCUCAGUAUGCUGGCCGUUUGGAGUAUCGGUGGUCGUAAUAUCAAGACAUUCAUCAAAGUUUCAACCUCCCCUCAAGAUUUCGUCUCUGUUUCUUCCAAUUUCACCGUUACUCUACAGAGUUUAUCCGCCAAUGAUUCUUACAAACCCGAAAAUUACUCCGAAUCGGUGUUGAUUCAGUCGGUUCCGCCGCAGAAUUCCACCGCCGAACCUCCCGAUGGGUCCGGCGUUGAGUGGUUUUCAGCUGAACUCGAGCCGAAUUUCACCUCCCAUAUUCUCGCUCUCUGGUUGGCUCCCGGCGGCGAGCCUUGCAGUGACUCGAAGACGGCGGACAUCGCCAUCUCCGGCAUGGAACGUCCGGCAACGGUGGAGCUUUCCACAGGGGAUGUUCAUGAAUUUCGAUUUCAAGCUCUAGAUCAAUCCGGUAACCCUCGUUGUUUAGGUGGAGACUAUUUUGAAACUGAUCUUUCAGGGGAUUCGUGGAAAUCUCGGCCGUUUGUUAAAGAUUUUGGGAAUGGGUCUUACUCGUUUUGGCUUCAAAUGCACCCUGAUUUCGCCGGAGAUUAUAAUCUCACGGUGAUUCUUCUGUUUCGACAUUUCGAGGGGCUUCGAUUCUCCCCGACCCGAUUCGCCUACGAUCGGGAGCUUCGGAGAAUCAAGGUUCGAUUUGUUAAGACUAAAGUUGUGUUGCCGGAGAUUAAAAUGUGUCGGAGCUCUGAUUACAGUAGAGAGAUUUGGACCGGACGGUGGACUCGACACGGUCGAAACGACGACUGCAAGAUCAGCAAUGACGGUCGCUACCGAUGUUUUGCGCCGGAGUAUCCUUGCCGGAGCCCUUGGUGUAAAGGCUCAUUGGGGUUGUUGGAGAGCAAUGGUUGGGUUUAUUCUACACAUUGUUCGUUUAAGAUGUUUUCUAGUGAUUCUGCUUGGGAUUGCUUGAAGGGUAGAUGGAUCUUCUUCUGGGGUGAUUCGAAUCAUGUCGAUACGAUAAGAAACCUUCUCAAUUUCGUGCUCGGUUUGCCUGAAAUCCCAGCAGUUCCAAGGCGAUUCGAUCGGAAUUUUUCAAACCCAAACAACUCAACUCAAACCGUUCGAAUUACGAGCAUCUUCAACGGGCAUUGGAACGAUACUCAAAACUAUCAAGGUUUGAAUUCAUUGAGGAAUGAAGGGUUCAGAAACUUGCUUCACAAGUACUUCUCCGAGCGAAUCGUUCCCGACACGAUCAUCAUGAACUCGGGCCUUCACGACGGUGUUUACUGGUUGAAUAUCCGAGCUUUCACAGUUGGGGCAGCCUAUGCUGCAUCUUUCUGGAAACAAGUUAUGGAAUCCAUUAAGCAGAGAGGGUUAACCGUCCCGAAAGUGAUCUACCGGACCACGGUUGCCACCGGAGGCUACGCUCGAACACUUGCCUUCAAUCCUAACAAAAUGGAAAUGUUCAACUGGGUGAUGCUGGAUAAGUUGAAGGAAUCGGGGAUCGUCAACGGCGUGAUCGACAACUUCGACAUGACGUUCCCUUGGCAUUUCGACAAUCGGUGUAACGACGGUGUCCAUUACGGGCGAGCACCAGCAAAGCUGAAAUGGAGGGACGGCGAGAUUGGGCACCAAUAUUUCUUGGACCUCAUGUUAGCUCAUAUUCUUCUCAAUGCACUCUGUAAUUGAGAUUGAUCAAUCCAUUUUUCCUCAGAAUUUUGGUAUUUUUGUAAUAUAGUUGUUGGCUCGACAAUUGAACCCUAUCGAACCAUAUCUGAAUUAAAAGGAUUUUGAAGAUACGAG
Cucurbita maxima (winter squash) is the source of this 2109-nucleotide messenger RNA. RefSeq lists its product as uncharacterized. The record is from RefSeq and is a predicted model, not a curated record. The transcript has a single exon. Lineage: Eukaryota; Viridiplantae; Streptophyta; Magnoliopsida; Cucurbitales; Cucurbitaceae. The coding region runs from base 238 to 1995 and encodes 585 amino acids.